UGGUAAGGCGGUACCUGGGACACAUGACAGAUCCCAGAAGCCGCCGGACCAAUCAAAAAGCGCAAGUGCUUCUUGCUCAUGCGCACUGGGCACCCGGCUGUCAUGCCAAGCGCCAUUACAGAAGCCGGGAAGACAGCGCGCGGCUAUAUCGAGGAACAGGUAAGAUCAAAGAACAACUCCGCGGAAGUAAGAGCGGGUACCUGUCAAAUUCAGAUACCCGCUCCCCGCCUUCCCCAAAGGUCAGCAGUCAUCCCCUGUGCUGUCCGCAGUCCCUGGUCAUCCCUGUGCUGUCUGCAGUCUCUGGUCAUCUCCUGUACUGUGUCUGCAGUCCAUUA
This is a messenger RNA of Staurois parvus, 335 nucleotides long. NCBI's taxonomy places the organism in Eukaryota, Metazoa, Chordata, Amphibia, Anura, Ranidae. The record is from the annotation of a GenBank genome assembly.